This is a messenger RNA of Vicia villosa (hairy vetch), 14442 nucleotides long. RefSeq lists its product as uncharacterized. The coding region runs from base 11812 to 13362 and encodes 516 amino acids. Lineage: Eukaryota; Viridiplantae; Streptophyta; Magnoliopsida; Fabales; Fabaceae. The transcript is spliced from 3 exons. The record is from RefSeq and is a predicted model, not a curated record.
UUCACAAUCUUUCUUUCCCUCACUUCACAAACAAAACUCCAAUUCUCUCCUCCCACUCUCUAAAAUCAAACACAACUUUUAUUUCUUUUUUCUCAAGAACAUGAUGAGUUUCACGAAGAACUCAAGAACGCACCAACACACAAAUUGAUUGAAGCUCAAGGAUCUUUCUCCCUCUCAUCACCGAAUCAUCACCAUGCGGUCUCUUAUUUGAUCCACCUUCUCCGUUGUGCUCCUUCGUUCCGAGCAGCUCCCUCCGUCAAGUGAUUUCCGCGCCGCCGAUCACCGCCACGGACCAGCGUUUCUCUCUCUUCGUCUUGUGCCAUGAAGACUGCUCCCUUUUGCCGCUUCUGGUCGUGAAUCGCGGCCUCCAAUUCCGUUUCAGCCUCCUCUUCAUCUUUUCGGUAAUGCCGCAAUCCUUUAGUCUUUGUUUCAAUUGCUCGCAUUAUGGAUGAAUUUGGUAAUCAUUGUGUGUAGUUGAUAAUAGAUAUUGAAUUGAAGUUUGUUGAUAUUCGUUGCUUGAUUCUCGAGUCGAUUUGUGUUGCGGUUCAAGUAUUAGAUGCUGAAAGUUGAUUAGAAUUAUGGUUUAUACGAAGAUUUGAGCACUUGAAUUGGUAAUUGAACAUGAGAAUUGAUGAUGAUGUGGUCGUUUGUUAUGGUUAAUUCCGCUGGAUGUUUAAUGGUGUGAAUUGUUGUGUGCAUAAAUAGAUAAGAGUUGUUCAAGGUGUGGUUGAUGGAUAUUUGUUGUGAAUUUUCGGUGUUGAUUGUUGUUGUAGUUUGUUUAAGAAAACUAGUGAAAAAUAUGUUGAUAUGAGCUAAGAUAGGGCUGAAAUUUUAAUGUGGAUUAUGUUGAUGAUAUGUCUCAAGUGCUUAUGAACUCAAAUGAAUGCAUACUACAUGUUUGAUGAGUUGAUUGUGAGAGAUGUGAUUUGAUCAAAGUUGCUUGAAUAGUGAAUAAUAUGGAUGUAGUGAUUAAUUGGUGAUACUUGCUCAUGAAUUGUUGUUGAUUUUGUGACUUGUUAGUGCUGGGAAUGUAUGGUGUUUUGUUGUUGUUUUAGAACCUCAAAAUGCAUAGAAAUAUGGUUGUAUGAACAUGCACAGUUUCUGGAAAAUUUAACAUGGUUUUGGUUGUGUUUUGAUGACAUUUUGGUGCUAUUUUGAUGAUGAAUCGUUGCUGGAUUUUUAAUGAUGUUUUGAUGUUGCUUUGGUGCUUUGAAAAUGCAUAAAAAACAUGUUGACAUAAGUGCUUAAGUGCUGAAAAUUUCGGCUACUAAUUGAUGAGGUUUUAGCAUGAAAAUUGGUUGGAAAAUAGCGUGUUUUAAAGGCUUGAAGUAGCAUUAGAAUUAUAUUUUUCUAAAAGUCUCAUGCUCUUGAAUUAUGGAGAUAAAGUGAUGAUGAGUUCAUGUGACUUAAAGUUUGGACAGAGCAGUGCCGUGUUUGAUUUGAAUAUGUACAGUUGUGAUUUAAUUGUGGGAAGUAAUACAUGUUAUUGUUUGAAAUUGUUGGAAAAUGAUAUGUUGGAAUAGGUAUUAGUUGUUGAUGGAUGUUGCUCAGCUUUGCUUAAUGAUACCUAUUGAUGAGUUUUCUUGUAGUAUGUUUGGUUGGUUUAGUUUUGUGCAUACUUUUUGCUAUGUUUUGUUGUAAUACACUUGCUGUCCCAUGUGGAGAUUGUUACUAAUUGUCAUUUUAAUAUGGAAGCAUGCUUGUCAUAACAUUGUGUUAGUAGUUAAAUGAUAUUUGCUCGAUUGUAGUUUGAUUUGACGACACUUUCAUGUUGCACACGCGGCUGCCCCGUUCGGGAAGUCAUACUUCGGUUCGGUUUUAAUAGUGGAAAUUGUUGGGAGUUUGUUCGAUAUUAGUAAUACUGGAAAGUUUCUGUGAAUUUCUUGAUGUUUGUUGGUUCAAUAAUGUAAGUGAGAUUCAUGUUGUCAAAAAUAGCGAUGCUGAAAAUUUAUUUGCACUAUGUUCAUGUGUUUUUUGGAUACUCGAGUUGAUUUUGUUGAGGGAGAAUGCUUGGCAAGGCUUGGUGUUUGUUUGUUAGUAAAUCAAGUUGUUGAUAAUGUUGCAUAAGUGUGGUAUUGGUUGAUUCUCUUAGGUCAUAAUUUGGUUUUGACAUUUGCUAAAAAUGUGAUAAAACUAGUGUGGUUGAGACUUGUUUCAUGAUUGUCUAAUGUUUGUUUUGUGCUAAUACUUGAGCUUAUCAUAUGAAAAUGUUUCAAAAAAAUAUGUGGAUUAAUGUUGAGGACUACUUGUUGUUUACUAUGUGAGAGCUUGUUUGGUGCACCAAAUUUCACUUGCAAGUAUAUGUUAUCCUUUGCCAAUUUUCAUGAAGCUUUGCAUUGAGUUGCUAGUGAUAUGAAUGUAUUUUUGGGACUGGUUUUUCAUCAUAAUAAUGCAGCAAAUUUGGCAUUCUAAUUGCUACUUGAAACCAUGUUUUGUGUCAUAAUUUCACUUGUAAACAUAUGUAACUUUGUGCUAAUUGUUGUGAGGUUUUCUCUUGAGUUUGUGUGUGAUUUGUGGUGAGCUUUAGGACUGUUUUAUUAUCACUAUUAUGCAGAAUUUUCCAUGGCUCCAUUGCACUAUGUUUCCAUUCUUUUAACUCAUGAAAAUUGGUCCUUUUGUUGCACUUUUGAUAUGAAACUAGUUGGUAUUGGUUGCUUGUUGUUUCUAAGUGAUAGAUAGUGUUUCUAUGUGCUAAUAAUUGACAUUUGAGCUGCUGCAACUUUCUGUUUCACAUAAUAUACUCAGUAUGCUCGGUUUGUGUUUUGUGUGCGCGUCGUGUCGGCUUCAUUCCAUUUUGCCAUAUCUUUUGAACCGCUUAUCGUUUUUGAUCAUGUGAAUAAUGUUUUUCAUACGUAACAAUAUUUUCGGAGCUGUUUGUAUAGUUUAUUUUUGGUUUCGGCCGACUUUUUUUACCGUUUUCGCUACUGCCCCUGUUCCGAAAGUCGUGCUUCCGGGCCGAUUUUGUAAAUUCCGACUCCAUAUUUGAGUUUUUGGCACGUUUCUAGCUUACCAUAAAAAUUUGGCUUAAUUCUGACGAGUUUAGUUUUCACUGUUUUUACCCGGUUUUGCCGUUUCGGUGUACCGUUGUGCAUGUAAAUAUUUGUGUUGGCUUCCGUAGUUUUAUUGUACAUAUUUGAUUUGCUUGUUCCUUCUUAUUCGCUUUUGUUAUGUUUUCACUUUCUAUUCCGUUAUCCAUUUCCGGUUCAGCUUAUAAUUCAAUAACGCAAUUCCGAUUGCAGUGUCUUGUUAUCUCUAACGUGUGUGCUAGUAUGCAAGGCAACAUGGAGGCUCUGGUCGAUACCCGCUCUCGUGUUCCGCUUUAUUUGCGGGACACGACAUUUAUCCUCUCUCUGAUUCGCGUUUCUACACGCAUCCUUUAUCAUUAUGCUUGCUUGUCCGGAUUUCUGUUUCCCUUGCAGGUGUAUGAUAUUCGUUGUGCCCAAUGCACACGUUGGCGCGUGAUUUACUUUCAUCGCGCCGACUCUUGAUUGCUCAUGCGGAUUUUAAUCGGAGUGCUGACAUGUUUGCUGUUGCUUUUGCUAGCUCGCUCGCGGGAUCCUAAUUUACUCGCUCUCUUCGCUUUAGUUUACGGAUCAUCAUCCGUUUGGUAUUGAUUUCGUUUCAUUUUAUUUCUCUCGCACUUUAUCGCUUUCUCGCAUCAUCCUUUAACAUGAGAAGUAGGACCUAGACAUGCAUCUGGCCAAGCCCUCGAAAGAGGCUCUGUUUUUGUUGGUGUGUUUUUAUUUGUGCUUUGCGGCAGGGAGUCACGGUGUAAUAAGUCCUAUAUGGCACUCCGUUAAGUCCUCAUGGAAGGCACGCGGAAAGGGUUAGCAAUCAACCCCCGCCCAGUCUCAUCGAGUCCGUUCAGUAUGCGCACGCUACGCGUCACUCGCUUCUGAACUAGUACAAGAUCUUGUUAUCGAGUAUGUCAGGAAAAUGGUUCAUAUAGCCGGACCCCCGCCUUUCCUAUAGCUCGCGUCGCUCGACGUUGAUUCUCGGUGUACGCACGCACCGUUUUCCUUUACGAUCCGUGACGGCUUGGUUGCUGAGAGGGAUCCGCUCCUCUUGUCUAUGGUCCGAUCAUUUUCGCGAGGUCUAAUGCUUGGUUGACUUGGGUUGAGCUGCUCCCCUUGGCUAUGGCGGGACCGCUUUUCUACCACUCGGUCAGUACCGUUGGUUUUGUUUGCUUUACGAGCGGAGCUCGUUUAUGUGAUACUAUUGUGUGCUUUCCCUUUUCCCCCGUAGGUUGCUAGUUUAGUUUAGACUUGUACCCUUUGUAUGAUAACAUUAGGUAGCAAGCUUUCCCCCUUAGCUUAGGUCUUCCUCAUGCAUUCUUUAAAACACAAAUCAAACUCUUUGAUUUUCUUUUCUUAAGAGCUUGUUAUUUCCGCUCCAUUCCCAAGCAUAAGUCUCCAAAGGUCGAGCAGCGGAGUGCAAAUGUAACUUGUUCACCUAAAAAACACAAAACAAACAGAAACUAGUUAGCCGAGCUACGGUAGCUCUGAUUCUGCAAAACAGAUACGUAGGCAGCGGGGUAGGGCCCGUGCGAGCAUAACUCUUUCUUUUCCCUACAUUUUGCAUGCAUUUUAGUCCAGAUUAGCGUAGAUUUGUUACACACCCAUAGAUUUAGACACUAGCGUGGAUACCAUCGAGUACGAUGGGCGCGAGGGGUGCUAACACCUUCCCCUCGCAUAACCGACUCCCUUACCCUUUUUUCUCUGGUCGUGAGACCGUUGUUUUGUUUUGUGGUUUGCUGACAUUCCCUUCCUUUUCAGGAUAAAUAUGUUAGUGGCGACUCAGUUAAUUUUCGCGGGUAGCGACAGCUGGCGACUCUGCUGGGGACGUCUCGACCUAUUGCGGGUCCGGACUUACCAAGUCGAUCCUAGCGCUUGUGUGUUUAUCUUUGGGUGCUUUACUGCUUUGCAUAUUUAUAUGUUUGCAUUGCAUUCUAUGUACGCUUUUACUUUUUGCAUCAUAUUCUGGACUGUCUGGAUCUUUGUUUGUUGGGUGGGUGUUUCAAGAGGUAAAAGGCCCAAUACCCAGGCUAUGAGUGAUAACAUAAGAACUAAGACUAAAGUGGCCGUGACGGACAGAAGGCGUAUGCCUGAUUGAUCUGAUCACGUAUCCACGGGCAGAGCUUGGUGGAAUGAGGCAAUAUCGUAUGAUAACGCCUACAUUCGAUCCUCUGUUGGUUUUUUGACCUACCCUGGCCUAGAUUUACCCGUGAGUGGGGCGGGAAUCAAUCAUUGCUUAACAGGUACAUUGUUGGUGACCGCUGUUCUUGUUCGUGGGUUACCGCUGCUCUCGUUCGAGUGUACUAUUGGUUCUUGUUCGUGGGUUACCGCUGCUCUCGUUCGAGUGUACUAUUGGUUCUUGUUCGUGGGUUACCGCUGCUCUCGUUCGAGUGUACUGUUGGUUCUUGUUCGUGGGGUACUAUGGUUCUUGUUCGAGUGGUGAUCUGUGUUCUAUUCCAGUGUGUUAUUGACUAUGGGCUUUGUGUAACACCCCAUAAUUUCAGUUUAUUAAUUUAAUUUGGAUUUAAAUUAAAUAAUUGGAAUUUUAGUAUUUUUAUUUGGAAUUAUUUGGAAAAUGAUGAAAUAUUGACAUUUGGGCCUAGAGUGGUGAUUAGCAGAAGAGGGGGUGUUGACUAAGCAAGCCCAUUAUAAUAAUUAUUUUAUUUUUCAUAAAAUAAGGAAUUUGGGGAAAAGAGGAAGGAGAAGCAGGAACUGAGUCUGAAGAAAGGAGAACACGUGAAAGUGAGAAGAGCCAAAGGGGAAGAGAACUUCGAAGAUUCGACUCUGAGAUUAAGGAUGUAGCGGCGUCUUGAUUGGGUGAAGAUAGCUUAUAGGCUAGCCCUUAGUCCGUGUCGAGUCAUGCUCUGAAUGUAACACUGGGGAACGCUAGUUUAGAGACGAGUUAUUAUGUCGGUCUUUGUUGUUUAUAAUUGUAUUAGAGAACUUGCAUGAAUGAUGAUGAUUAUGCAAUGUUAUGAAUUAUAAUCCGCUGUGUUGAACAUGAAUUGUAUUUAUGUUAAAUGGUUCCUCGUGUGGCAUGACAAAUGACUAUAGUAUUUUAUGUUAAAGAAGUUGUGACAUCCUUGUAUUUCAUGUUUACUCUGAAUUUUUAUUAUAUUUUCCGUGGGGGUUUUAGAAGGGUGUUACAAUAGUGGUAUCAGAGCAUUGUCGGUCCUUGCGACCAGAGUCUUGUUGUUAAUUUCCUUUCGGUAUGCGACAUGUGUGUGAAACACUGUCGGUACUCAGUGUGUUCUAAAUGUUUGCUUGCAGAAGUGGGAUUGAAACUAGUGGGGGAGAAGUCAUGCUUCUCGGAUAUGUCUCAGAUGCAAGAUGUUAGAGAGAUGCGUGGGGCAGUAGUACAAGAGUGUGGAGUUAUUGCUUUCUGAAGCGAAGGUGACAUGGACUGAAGACCGUGGUUGUUGUUCAGUCGGAGUGUCUCGGAGUAGAUGAUGGUUAUUUCUGAGAAAUGGAAUUUGGAAGUUGUGAUGCCUCAAGUGCUACUGACGUACUGCGAUGUUGUUGUAUGAGUAGCCCUAUGUAAAAGGUUGUUGUUGAAGCAGUGAUUAAAAGAAGUAUUGUCGUAGACCUUGUCGUAGGAUUACUAGUAAGUAAUUGAGAUGAUGGGAGAGGUUAUCGAUGUUGUUGAGAAAGUUUCGAAGUGCGAGUAAUGCAAAGAGACGAAUAUGAUCUCAAGGAUAAGAAGGUUGAUGAUGGCGUACACGAAUUUGGUUUCAGGAUGUUGCAGAAAUCGAACUUCAGCGAUGAAAUGUGUUGUUUAAGUUAUAAGAAGUUUGGAAGCGAAGAGAUGUGAUAAGAUGAUGUUAAUAAUGAGAUUAAUUUGAAGAGGAUGAGUUCUGGAGCAGAAUUUUCGUAAGCAAAUCGCAGGAAGAUUGCUGAAUCGUUAUGAAACUUCGAAAAUUCAUAACUGGAGUUCUGGACAUCCGAUUUGAGUUCCGUUUGAAGCGUCGGAAAGCUAACGAGAUGAACCUUGUUAUAAAAAUGGUUGCAGCAGCUGUAACAUAUUUAAUUGUGUUAGGAUGAUGUUAGAAAGAGGUGAAGUUACGGUUACACUUGUCCUUAGAACUAGAUUGUUCGUUGGUGCGGCAUGGGAUGUCAGUGUCAGAGUUAAACAGAAUAAAGGAAUAAUGAGGAGGCUUGUUGAGAAGCAAUCUUAGAGAUUAAAUGUGCCAAUUGAGAAGUUUUGGAGAUGUCGUAUAGAGUUUCGUUGCAUGGUAUCGGUAUUGUAUCUUGGGUAACGGUUGGAAACAUUCAUAUCUUGAACUUUGAGUAUCGGAUUAGGGUGUCGUUUGAGACUACGAAGAGGUGAGAUUAUGUUAUAACUUGUGGAAGAGUUAUAAAUACAGUAGAGUGGUCCUAUGAGGAGAUAUUAUGAUGUUGGAUAAAGAAGCCUAGACCAGUGUUGAAAUAGGAAUGCUUAUUACCGCGAUUGUUCGGAACGAAGUCGAGUAGAAUAUGUCCUUAAUAAAUAAGCGGAUAAAGAUGAUUUAAAUAUUGAUGGAUUUGAGUGAUGAAGGAAUCAGUAGAAAAAGUGAAAUAGACUUUGGAACCAUUUGUGGUAUAUUGUGAUGCGUCGUUGAUGGGUUUGGAUGGUGUAUUGAUGUAAAACCAGUAAGUAGUAACUUAUGCGUCGAGACGAUUGAAAGCGCAGGAAAGGAAUUAUCUGACUCAUGAUUUAGAAUUGGCAGCCAUGGUUUGUUUGAAGUUGCAGUAACAUUAUUGGUAUGGUUCGAGGUUGCCUCUAAAAAUGUCGAUGCUGAUGGUGAAAGAGUUGGAUUUAAUUGAACAAUUCAGAGAAUUAAGUUUGGUAUGUGAAAGUGCUCCUAAUAAUGUUAGAUUGGGUAUACUGAAACUGACUAAUGGUAUUCCUGACGAGAAUAGAGAAAGUCAGAAAGCUGAUGUUGAGUUGAUCGAUAAGUCGACCUUGGAUUACAAAGGUAAAGACGGCGAAUUCAGAAUUAACGAGGAUGGUGUAAUGAGGUCUAGAAGUCGCGUUUGCGUUCAAGAUGCUACCGGGUUGAGAAUUCUAGAAGAAGGACACCGUAGAGAAUUAGACAAUGUUAAUGAGUUGAGUAUAAACUCAGGAAGGACACUAUUAUGUAGUAACAACGGUUUAUGCUUAAACAUGAUUGUCGGCUAUCUAUUGACAAAUUGAGGACUUGAUCACCCUUAAUCUCUUGUUGAUAGUAGGCGGAGUCAUAUAGAUAGUAUGAGAUUGCUUGUUACCUUAAUGGUAUAAGAUGUGGUGAAGGUUGAGAGGUGAGAAUAACCACUCACCAUAUUGUGGGAACUUAUGAGGAAGUGAAUAUGAAGGAGUGCAAAGUAUUGGACGGUGACUUAAGACGAGUAGUCGUAGUCGUACAGCGAAAGUAUGAUGUAAAGUGGUGUUAUGAGUGCUACUCGUGAGUAGUGAGAAUUAAUAUGUCGGGGUUCUACAUGGAGAAUAUGUGUUUAUCUAUAUGUUGGGUUUAGAAUCUCGUGGACGUGAGGAUGUCGUGCCAAAGGAUUAUGACCUUUUGAAUAAUUGCCGAGAUGAUGGAUAUCCUAUUAUGGUUGAAUGUAGUUAAUGAGUAUGUGUUCGAAGAAUGUUAAGACAACGAGUUGAUACUAUGUAAUGCCAUAAUAAUUUUGUACUGUUGUAAGGUGUUAUGUAAAUUUAUGAAUAUAAUGUGGAAUUAUACUCUGCGAAGGACGAAGUUAAUCUGAUUCUUAGUGGAGAGUGGGACUCAAUUGAGCUACCUUGUAAGCAAUGGUAUAUUGAGGAUAAUGAGCUAUGUAAUUAUAACUACUGAUGUGUGCUUGUUCCGAUAGUGGGAAUGUUUUUAAUAGAUGAAGUAACUCGGGAAUUUGCUUUGAGUAAGUGUAAGUAUUACUUUAUCGCUCAAUUGCAAGAGUGUGCCUAAGGUUGGUACGUGAGUAAAUGGAAUCCAUUACUACAGUGUUGAUCAGUUGCGAUCAUACCAUGGAUUAUGUAAUUGUAUUAUUCAGUUGUUGAGUGUAUUGUAUGGAUCGUACCUCGAAGUUUCAUUGUCGUUAAUCGUUGGAGUAUAGCGAGUGGUAUACCCUGGGAUGGUCAGAUGCGAAGUAAGGGCGGAGAUUGAAUGCAUGAGAUAUGCUGGUGUUGGUUAUGUCAGAUGAAUUUUGAGACUCGACUAAGAAGGUGUUAACGGAGAAUGGGAGAGAGUCAAAUGAAGUACUCUUAUCUGGGACUUUACUUGAAGUAUGUUUUCGAGGACGAAAACUCUUUUAGUGGGGGAGAGUUGUAACACCCCAUAAUUUCAGUUUAUUAAUUUAAUUUGGAUUUAAAUUAAAUAAUUGGAAUUUUAGUAUUUUUAUUUGGAAUUAUUUGGAAAAUGAUGAAAUAUUGACAUUUGGGCCUAGAGUGGUGAUUAGCAGAAGAGGGGGUGUUGACUAAGCAAGCCCAUUAUAAUAAUUAUUUUAUUUUUCAUAAAAUAAGGAAUUUGGGGAAAAGAGGAAGGAGAAGCAGGAACUGAGUCUGAAGAAAGGAGAACACGUGAAAGUGAGAAGAGCCAAAGGGGAAGAGAACUUCGAAGAUUCGACUCUGAGGGACAUUCAGGAGUUCACCCAAGUUGAAGAUGGACAUUCUCACUGAUACUGUCAAAGAACGCACGAGGCAUACCAGAGCUUACAAGAUUCCGGAUAUUGAUGUUUCCGGGUUGAUUGGUUUGAGUUCUCGGUUGAAAGGGGAGGUUCUCCGUGACUUCAAUCGUGAUUAUGGCAAUUUGCUCUCCAUCCUCAAUACAUCUUUUGAUCCGAUGGCUUUGAUCACCCUAUUUCAGUUCUAUGAUCCGCACUUGAGAUGUUUUACAUUUUAGGACUAUCAACUGGUCCCAACGCUCGAGGAAUUUUCUUACAUAGUCAACAUCCGAAUCACUGAUGAUGUACCUUUUGUUCGAGUUCCCAAGGUUGUGAGAUUUGAACAAAUAGCUGAAGCUCUUCACAUGGGUAUAAAGGAGGUGGAAAGAAAUUGGAAGUCAUCGGGCGGUGUUUCUGGUUUCUAUCUUUGCUUUCUGAUUAGUAGGGCUGAGGAUGCGGCUAAGAAGGAGCAGUGGGUUGAUUUUAGUCGUUUGCUUGCUAUCAUGAUUUAUGGUAUUGUCUUAUUCCCAUCAAGGGAGAACUUUGUGAGUUUGGCGGCGAUCUGUGUCUUUAUGAACAAAAACCCCGUGCCAACGUUGCUUGCAGAUGUUUAUUUUUCAAUCCAUUCGAGAAGUAAGAAGGGAGGAUAUGUUGUUGGUUCUUGUCUUCCGUUGUUGUAUUAGUGGUUCAUGUUGCAUUUGCUAGUGAGAGGACCUUUUGUGCUUAAGAAGAGUUCUCUUAAGUGGUCAGAUAGGAUUGUUAACCUCACAUCUUAUGACAUCAGGUGGAAUUAUUGUGUGGGGAAGGUUUGGAACAUCAUCACUAGUUGCGGUCAAUAUCCCAAUGUUCCCCUCAUGGGAACCAAAGGUUGUAUUAGUUAUAAUCCCACGCUCGCCUAUCGUCAAUUGGGAUAUGCAAUGGAAAAGGCUCAGAAUGAUGUAGAAGCGUUUGAAUCAGUGUACUUUGCUGAUGGUAAAGAUCCUCUGGAGCUAGAGAAGAUAGCGUAUGCUUGGACUAAAGUCCAUAGAAGGGAUCGGACUACUUUGAGCAAGAAGGUUCCUAUUGCUAUGGGUCCUUACAGGAAAUGGGUUGAGGCAAGAGUGGCAAAUCUGUUGCUGCCAUUUGUGAGGUCAUGUCCAUUGUAUGAGCAACCUCCCGUGGUUUUAUCUGAUACAGUUGCGGCUGAACUCUAUUCAGGCCGAAGCGGACAACAUCAAGCUAAAAGCAAAGGACAAUGAGGUUGGUUUGGAGAGGUAUUUUCAAGAUCACGAAAAGGCGGAAUUGGCUCGUAAGCUCAAGCAUGCGGAAGGUGAAGGUUCAAACAUGACACGUGCUCAAAGGCGAUCUCAUGACUUGAUGGAAGAAAGCUUGUACCGAAAACAACAGGAAUGUGCGAAGUUGCGAAGGUCCGAAAACAAUAGCAAGAGAAAGGUGCAGGAUUCAGAAAAGCAAUUGAUGGAAGAAAAAGCCAAGUCGGCUCGACUUGAAGAAGAGCUCGCAAGCCUCCGAGCCCAGCGGAGAGGAGAUGGAGGAGCUCAUUCUGUUAUUAGACGAUCCUAGUGUUGCUGUGGAGUGGAUCUGUUUGGUCCAUGAUGUCGAUUUACUGUUUAUUUUGAUAUUUGUUGCCCAUGUCCAGGAUUGUUGGAUGGUGUCGCAUUUUGUUACGCUGGAUUUCUUUUGUAUGCCUUAUGAGCACAUUGUGACACGAUUAUGUGUUUUGUUUGUAUGAACUCAAAUUUGGAAUUAUGUUUGAAUGAAAUAUGCUCAAUUUGAUGAAGUAUUCUCGUGUGUGGAUUGUUAUUCAAAUAUAUUCGGUAUCAGGGUUGCUAUGUCCUAUCUGAAAGUGGGAUGAACUCUUGGAUACCUGAAAAUUGACAAACAUUUCAUGCAUAUCAUUCAUAUAUCAUACAUGUCAUACAUUUGCAGGCUUUGCAGGUCUUAUAUAUUAUGUCUUGCUGUUUUGUUAUCAGAAGGAGUUCUAAGACGGCUAAUCACCCGUAUCCGACUAGGAGCAAUCAGAGAAGGCAGAUGGAACAGAUUCAGGAACAGAUGGCAGAGAUGAGAGCUCAAUUGACGGAGCAGAUGAAUGCACAGAUGACGCAGUUCAUGGAGGCGUUGGCUAACGUCACCAGGGGUCAAGAGGAUUUGCGAGUUCUCGUCGAGAACUCUAGGAGGACUUAAAAUGUAUGGUUUGUUUGAUGAUGUGUCAGGCCGUAUUGAUGAUCAUCAUGAUGAGAAUGAGUUCAGGCGUCCUAACUAUGUGCCUUAUAAUCCUUUCAACCAGAAUCAAGGUUUCCCUCCACCACCUCCAUCUCGUCUGUUGGGGAGGAGAGAUAAUCAGAACCGUGGUAAUCAGGAUUUCAACUUUGAGAACUUUGAUCAGGUAUCAAGGCAUAGUGUUGAGGGUGCGCAUGAUGAAGUUGAAAGGUAUCGUCUGAUUGAGGAACGUCUCAGGGCUGUUGAAGGCAAAGGGGUGUUAGGCAUGAAUAUCAAUGACUUGGGGUUGGUUCCUGGUGUGAGGAUUCCACCGAAGUUCAAAGUUCCAUCUUUUGACAAAUACAAUGGAGCGACUUGUCCUAUGACUCAUGUUAAGGCGUAUUACCGGAAAAUGUCUGUGUAUUCCGAAGAGGAGGGCUUUCUAAUGCACUUCUUCCAAGAUAGCUUGGCUGGAGCUUCUUUGGAGUGGUAUGUACAACUCGAGCGCACUCAUAUUCACUCAUGGAGAGAUCUUGUGGAGGCUUUCAUUAAGCAUUAUCAAUAUAAUGUUGACAUGGCACCCAAUCGAACCCAGUUUCAAGGUUUGGUGCAAGAGUCCAAGGAUUCUUUUAAAGCAUACGCUCAGAAAUGGCGUGAGUUGGCAGCAAGAGUGCAACCUCCUAUGACUGAGCGUGAGAUGAUUGAUAUGUUCACAAGCACUCUGUCGGGACAUUACUAUUUGGCUUGUAGUACGUCUGCAAGUUUUGCUGAAAUGGUUAGAUGUGGUGAACGUGUUGAGAUGGGCUUGAAAAUGGGAAGGAUUCAGAUAGGCACUUCUUCUGGCGCCGCGAGUGGCAAGAGACCAUCGGAGGGGUAUGCCAGAAAGAAGGAAGGAAAUGCUGACGCUGUGUAUGGAAGAGGAAACCAAGGAAGAAGUAACUCCCAGGUGAAUGUUGUUACUAUUCUUGUGCCCCAACAACAACAACAGCAAGGACAACGUCCUCAGUAUCAGAACAAUCGAUACCCUCCGAGGACCAGACCUAACAGGCACUUUGAUCUGAUUCCUAUGACAUAUGCUCAGUUGUUGCAGCACUUGCUCAAUAUUGAGAAAAUCACGUUGAGGGAUGCUCCAAAUGCUCCAGACAGACAAUCACAAAGCUAUAACGCGAAUGCCCGUUGUGCGUUCCACUCUGGUGGUGUGGGGCAUGAUACUGAAAAAUGCAUUGCUUUGAAAAACAAGGUUCAGGACUUGUUAGAUCAAAAAGUCAUUCAAUUCACUCCAGUACCCAAUAUUGUCAAUAAUCCGAUGCCAACUCACGGAGGCUCGGGUGUGAAUGCCAUUGAGAGUGAAGAGAUAAAUGUUGUAUCUGAUGUGAGCUGUUUGACUUUUCCCCUUGUGUCUGUGAAGCAACAUCUGGUAAAUAGCGGCAUCUUCCCGGGUUGUGGUAUCAAUUGUAAGAAUUGCAAGAGUCAACCUGAGGGCUGUGCUGAUUUGAAAGGUAUGGUACAAAAACUGAUGGAUGAGGGUCCUCUUUAAUUUUACCGAAGGUUGAGAGGCACGAAGAGUGAGAAUGGUGAAGUAUCUGUGAUUUCAAUUCCUUAUGAGCCUGUUGUUCCAAUAUGUAUCCAAGUGCCUAUUCAGAUACCUUUCAAUAUCCCAUAUGAGGAACAACCAGCGGCGUUGAUGAUUACCGUGCCAGGACCAGUUCCUUAUGAGAGUGAGAAGGCCAUUCCUUGGCAUUAUGGUUCAGACGUGUAUUACUAUGGCACGAAGGAAGAGGGUGAGCCGUCUAAAGAGAAACUUGUGGAAGCUGCAGUUGCAAAUGCUAAUAAUUUCGCCGGUACUGGUAGGAUCACUCGCAGUGGUAGGGUGUUCUCUCCUCAGCUAGUACAAAACAAUGCAGAUGCUUCGGCUAAGGCCAAAGGCAAACAAGUGGUAACUGAUGUCCAGAAUUCUCCGAUUCAGAGUGGGGAACCUGAUAAUGAUGUAUCUUCCAAGGAUGUGGAGGAAUUGUUGAGAAUCAUCAAGAAGUCUGAUUACAAAGUUGUUGAGCAGUUGGGUCAAACCCAAUCAAAGAUUUCCAUCUUGCAAUUACUGAUGUGUUCGGAAGGUCAUAGAGAUGCUCUCUUGAGAAUUUUGAAUGGUGCCUACGUGCCACAAGAAAUAUCUGUGAACCAAUUAGAGGCGGUGGCCAAUAAUAUUUCAGCUGGAAAUGGUUUGGGAUUUACUGAUCGUGAUCUUCCUCCUGAGGGGAGAAACCACAACAAGGCGUUGCAUAUUUCAAUGGAGUGUAAGGGGACGACUUUGUCUCGUGUGUUGGUUGAUACUGGUUCUUCCUUGAAUGUGCUUCCCAAAUCGGCCCUUAUGAGAAUUGACUAUGCUGGUGUUGAGUUGAGGCCCAGUGAGUUGGUGGUACGCGCUUUUGAUGGUUCAAAGAGGUCUGUGUUCGGAGAAGUAGAUCUGCCAAUCCAAGUUGGUCCUCAGAUCUUCACCACGACCUUUUAUGUGAUGGAUAUUCAACCUGCUUACUGUUGUCUAUUGGGACGACCCUGAAUUCACAAGGCUGGCGCUGUGACAUCCACUCUUCAUUAGAAGUUGAAGUAUCCGGUUGAUGGU